CGACUCCGGGCUUCUCGAGCAGUAUAAAGCUUUGGGCAUUAUUGUAAAUUACAGACACGAGUUUUACCCAAGAACAAAGCAGUGGAUUUUUUUUUUUUUUUAACUUCCUGAAAUAAUCUGAACGAAGAUCCCCUUAUUAUUCCAAUACAUUUGUUGGAAGGAGAACGCCAGAAACAAAGAAAAUGAGCAACGAUACUGAAGUGGACAUGAAAGACGUGGAGCUCAACGAGGUGGACCAGGAGAAGCAACCCAUGACAGUGGGAGAGUCUGGAAAUAACGAUGCCAUCUCACCUGUGACUGAGAAGAACGGAAUCGUGAAAGUGAAGAUUCCAGAUGAGGAGACCAAGUUCACUGGCCUAUCCAAAGAAGAGCUCUUGCAAGUUGCAGGAACACCAGGGUGGGUUAGAGUACGUUGGGCACUUCUGAUUCUGUUCUGGCUCGGUUGGCUUGGCAUGCUGGCUGGUGCCAUUGCCAUCAUUGUUCAAGCUCCUCGCUGCAAGCCAAUCCCUGAGAUGAACUGGUGGAACUAUGGACCUCUGUAUCAGAUUGGAGAUGUUAACGCAUUCACAGAGUCUCCAGGCCUUUUAGGUCUGGCAAAUAAGAUUGAGAAGAUGGAUGAGUUGAAAAUGAAGGGUCUGGUCAUAGGCCCUGUCCAUGUGUCCACUGCUGACGAACCUAAAGAUCUGAAGUUGGAUGAGAUUUCUACAAAGGCUGGUACUUUGGAGGAAUUUAAAAAAGUCAUUCAGGCUGCACACAAGAGGGGUAUAUAUGUGGUUUUGGACCUGACCCCCAACUAUAAGGGAUCAGAGCCUUGGUUCACAAAGGAAGCUAUCAACACUGUGGUGGUGGAACUUAAGCCUGCUCUGAUGCACUGGCUAAAGGAAGGUGUGGAUGGAUUUCUCUUCUACGGUGUUGAAAAGGUUUCCGCUGAAGAGCCAUCUCUUUGGAGUGAUGUCGAAGUCAUUAUCCACAAUCAGACUGAGGGAGAAACGAAAAAGGCCUUAAUUGGCGUUACAGAUCAGUCCUCUCCUGAUGACAUAGCUGCGGUGUUGAACAGCACUGGUGUGGACCUACUCCUCUCUGGUGCUCUAAGGUCCAAAUCUGCUCUGGAAAUUGCCCACACUGUUGAUCGCAUGUAUUCCACUCACAAUCAGUCCCAGCUGGCUUGGAACAUAGGUGGACGCAUCACUGGACACCUGGCCUCACUAGUGGGGCUUGCCCAUGUCAAGUUGUACCAGCUGCUGCUGCUCACCCUGCCUGGCACACCAGUGUUUAAUUAUGGGGAUGAGAUUGGACUGCAAGAUGGGUCCACCAAAAACCCGACAAUGGUGUGGGACUUCUUGUCGCAAGAGAUAAAUGAGACUUCAAAGAGCGAGCUGGAGGAAAUGGGCUCUUUCCGUGUGUUCUUCAAGGCCGUGAGCGAAAAAAGAAUGAAAGAGCGCUCUCUGCAGCAUGGAGAAUACUUGCCUCUGUUCAACUCAACCUCUGCCUUGGCCUAUGUGCGUAGGUGGGACCAAAAUGAACGCUACCUGAUUGCACUCAACUGGCACUCGAAUGACACGGUCACUCUUCCGCUGCAGCACGCUGAGCUUCCUGAGAAAGUUACAGUAGUGUUCAGUACUACCAAUAAGAUGGCUGCUGGUGAUAUACUUAACCUGGCAGCGCUAGAGUUGGAGCCAGAACAGGGUGUAAUGCUGAAGUUUCCUUACACAGCCUAAAGACAAGUUGUUAACUUGAAGUUGGUGUGUGAGUAUAUAUUUAUAUGGAUAAAAAAUGUUUGAUAGGGCACCCUGUUACAAUAUUGUUUUUUUUUUUUUACACAUACACUGGCAGACAGUAUUAGGUUGUGCUUUUAUUUUAUUUUUUUUAACAUGCAUCAUAUGUGCUACUUGACUACUAAAUUGAGGUAAAGAAGGUAGUUUUAUUUUGCUGUUACUUGGAAUACAUUCCAUAGGAAAACAUGUUUGGGGUUUUAUUUUAGUUUUAAGGUGUGAUGUUACUGCACAAAAAAAAAGAAAAAAAAAUGAUAACCGUUCAAAUUCCAUAGAGAAAACGGUAAAUGGCUGUUUCUUUUGUGUCCUGAGAAAAAAAAAUGCAUGAAAAUGAAAGCUGUGGACAAUAAACUAAGUGGAGCAGAUUAUCA
This is a messenger RNA of Myxocyprinus asiaticus (Chinese sucker), 2143 nucleotides long. RefSeq names its product solute carrier family 3 member 2b (gene slc3a2b). The record is from RefSeq and is a predicted model, not a curated record. The coding region runs from base 183 to 1718 and encodes 511 amino acids. Lineage: Eukaryota; Metazoa; Chordata; Actinopteri; Cypriniformes; Catostomidae. Gene Ontology annotation, biological process: carbohydrate metabolic process; amino acid transport. The transcript is spliced from 9 exons.